This is a messenger RNA of Armigeres subalbatus, 3824 nucleotides long. RefSeq names its product integrator complex subunit 2 (gene IntS2). Gene Ontology annotation, cellular component: integrator complex. Gene Ontology annotation, biological process: snRNA 3'-end processing. Lineage: Eukaryota; Metazoa; Arthropoda; Insecta; Diptera; Culicidae. The record is from RefSeq and is a predicted model, not a curated record. The transcript is spliced from 7 exons. Bases 158 to 3538 code for a protein of 1126 amino acids.
AUAAAUAAACCGAAACGCGAGUUCAGAGUAUUUAUUUCAGUAGUGGUAGCGAUGCUUUAAAUUUUCGAAUGUUUUUUAAUAAAAUUGGUUCGAUUUGGUGAUUAUUCGAGUAUCUAGUAAUUAAACUAGUGGUCGAGCAUUUGCUCCGGUUGCAGCGAUGAAUUUUGCGCCGGUGACACCAAGGGCCUUCGCUGCCAUCCAAAAUCUAAACAUUGUGGAAUUGGCCCAAUGCAGCGUCAGCGAAAUUCGCCCUCUUCUGCCGUGUUUAGUGCGAAUGAGCUUGCUGCCUCCUUUGGAUGGGACGAAAACCUGGAUGGACAGCCGAAAGCAACUACUUUCGGUACUGGCCGGCAUCGAGGUAGUAAACAACAUUGUUUCCCUGCUGCAGGUCAGCUUUCACGAGCUGGAAGUUGACGUGAAGAAGGAACAACAGUUGAGGCAAAAAAUCGGUUACACAGCUCAAGAUUCCGCUCAGUUCCACAGUCUUUCCAAUGGCGUAGUAAUGGGCUUUGAGAGAGCUGAUAUAGUAAGCAAGGUUCGAGUGGUUCUAUCGGAACUGUUUUAUAUUCAAGCGCAAAUUCUAGAGCAAACCGCUCAAGCAGCCGUGCAAAAAUCAUCGAAUGAAGUGGUUAUAAAAAAAUCGGAGCUCUUCGAUAACGACAUCUAUCUGGAGGAAAUCGCCGACAUAAUUUGCAUUGCUCUAGCAGAGCUACCAUCACUACUUAAUUUACUGGAAGUGGUCGACACACUGUUGUACGUUAAUAACGGCAGCCGAAUCGUUUGCUGGGUGGUGGCCAAUAUGCCCGAUUGUUUUCGUGAGGUCGUCACAACGUUGAUUACGAACGGCGAUGAAGAUACGCCCGAAGGUAAGCUUCGUCUUACUGCACUUUACGAACUGUGCGAAAUGAACCCGAGCCAGGCACUGACGACGCGAACAAUUUGCGUCGAGCAAACAAAAAUGCCGUCCCUAAUGCUGAAGCUUAGCUUGAAGGACCCCCAGAAUUUGGUUGCUUUCGUAUCAGGACUACUUUUAGGAAAUGACCAAAAUAUCCGUCAAUUUUUCGCACUAUAUGUUCGAACCAGCCAAAAACGGAAAGGAGACGCGUUACACUUGCUGCGUGAUGAAUUGUUGAAGCAGCUUCAAAAUAUCAUUGUCUUUUCGCACAACUCUCAACUCCCGGAAGAAUUUGUGGUACAAUCGGCUGCAAUGUUAAGGUUAUACUGCGCCCUGCGUGGCAUUUCCGGAAUCAAGUUUACCGAUGAAGAGAUUAUGUAUCUAAUGCAGCUGAUUACUUCGAAACCACCGCCAACACCAGCCGGAAUUCGUUUCGUGUCGCUUGGUCUCUGCAUGCUGAUAGCCUGUCCAUCGAUAAUUGCUCACCAAGGCAUCGAAGCAAAGAUCAUUGAGUGGAUCCAAUGGCUGAUCAAAGAAGAAGCUUAUUUCGAAAGCGUAAGCGAAGUAUCGGCUUCGUUCGGAGAGAUGUUACUGCUGAUGGCCAUCCAUUUCCACAGCAACCAGCUGAACCACAUUUGUGAGUUGGCCUGUUCCACGCUUGGCAUGAAAUUUCCUCUCCGUUCGAACACAAUCACGCGCAUGAAGUACAUAUUUACACAGGAAAUUUUCACGGAACAAGUGGUUGCAGCACACGCCAUUAAGGUCCCGGUCACAAUCAAUUUGAAUGCUAACAUACCGGGCUACUUGCCGGUGCACUGCAUCCAUCAGCUAUUGAAGUCUCGCGCCUUUUCCAAGCACAAAGUACCAAUCAAAAAUUGGAUCUACAAGCAAAUUUGCACAUCGGUGACUCCACUGCAUCCGGUUUUGCCGGCCUUGAUUGAGGUUUAUGUGAAUUCUAUAAUAAUGCCAAACCAGAAGGGUCCGAUAGAGCACACCAACAAAGCCUUGUCCGAGCAGGAAAUUCAACACAUUUUUCAGAACACGGUGUUUGUUUCAAAACAGGAAUCGGGAAAGCAACAACUGGCUGGCAAUAACGAAACCGAGCCAAUGGAUACAAGCCAGGCAGAUGAAGCGACUCCCAUAAAUAACGUUAAUUUGACACCUCAGCUGCUGCUUCUGUACUAUCUUCUACUGUAUGAGGAUAUUCGGCUCAGCAACAUGGUCAACAUCAUCACCAGUGGCCGGCAGGUGAAGAGCUAUUCGAACGAGUUUAUGUCGGAAUUGCCAAUUAAGUAUCUCCUCCAGCAAGCUCAAAAGAACCAGCAUGAGUACAGUGUGUUAUUCAGCCCGCUGUUACGUUUGCUGGUAACGCAUUUCCCACAUCUAUCAUUGGUAGACGAUUGGAUCGAUGAGGAGUGCAUCUCCCUGGAACAUACUUCAAAUGUUUCAGUGAGCGAACUCAACAUUCUGGAAGCUUUUGAAGAAAUUGAACUCAGCCCCGGAAAGGCGAUCAAACUGCUGAAGAUUAUGAUGAAAAAGUCUCCGACAGAUCUAUGGCCCACAGCGGAAACCUUCAUUCGCUAUUUCAAAGCGAUUCUUAGCAGCACGGUUCCUCGGCAAAUACAAGAGCUGUACAAAAACGUUUGGAUCCGUUUGAACACGGUCUUUCCACGUCGACUGUGGGUGAUGUCAAUCAAUGCUCUGAUGCCGGAGGAUGCCGUGACGAGGAAUUUCAGUCUCACUCAAGAGAAUAUUUUAAUCGAUCCCUUGCAAGUAUUGCGAUGUGAUGAGCGAGUGUACCGUUGUGCAAGCGCUUUAGCAAUAGUAUUACGCAUUUUGCAAGCCAGCUUGGCUGCGUCGAAAAGUCAGCUUACGCGCCACAUGUUGGACAAACCAUUGAUCGACGUUGGCAAUCAGGUCAAAUCGGAUACAGAUCGCGAAGAGCUCAAGCUCGCCCUAGUCGCAUCACAGGAAAGCGUAGCUGUACAAAUCCUUCUCGAAGCGUGUCUAGAAACGGAAGACGAUCGCAUCAAACCCGGCCGGCAGUGGGCACUUCGAGAGAUUCGCGGGGUGAUAUGCUCGUACAUCCAUCAGGUAUUCAUUGCAGAGCCAUCUCUUGCUAAGUUGGUGCACUUUCAAGGGUAUCCCCGAGAGUUGCUUCCGAUGACCGUGCGUGGCAUCCCAUCCAUGCAUAUUUGCCUGGACUUCAUCCCGGAACUGCUUAGUAUGGUGGAAAUGGACAAGCAGAUCUUUGCGAUAGACCUUACUUCGCAUCUGUCACUUCAGUAUGCGCUGCCAAAGUCGCUUAGUAUUGCAAAGCUUUGCCUGAAUACGCUUACAACACUUUUGGGAGUGCUGUCCAGCGACACCCGAGUGGAAAUGUUCCGUGCGGUUCUUCCGUGUAUCGUUCGUUUUGCCGAAGCUUUCCCGCCUUUGCUGGACGAGUGUAUUAUGUUUUUAAUGCAGCUUGGGCGAAUCGCUGAUUCGCAAUCGGCCCUGGGCCGCUCUGUGUCACUGCCGAACCUGUAUCUGGGACCGGAAGCAAAAGUUCGUUCUCACAACAAACGUUCUCAGUAUGCUGAAAAAUUGGUCGAUGAAAUCAAGGAAACUUUUAAAUUAUCAUAUGAUAAAAGGAACAGAUGAGAAGAAUUAUUGGAAAGAAAAAAAACUCCGCUCAACGAUAGCAAGGAAACUGGUCAAAAAUAUCCCGGCGCAUCGUUAUCGUACACAAGUCACGAGUCCCAUCAACAUGCGGAAGAAUCUUCCGGUCACGCAAAAGAAUUGAACAAAAAAGAGCAAGUCGUCAACAAGUGGCGAGUGCAACAGCUCAAAAUGAAGCCCCAUGUUACGAUUUCAGAGCGGCUGGAUCACCUAAACGUUAAGAAUGUUUGGGAUUAGGAGGACAUUUUUUCUUAUCGAACCAUCAAAG